AUGGAUUUAUUUGAUGACAUAUUAAGACAAGCAAGCAGUAAUACUAAAAAUGCGAGUAAAGAAAUCAAGAAGAUCGAUGAAGCGCAUCAAAUGACCAAAAAAUGUAUGAAUGUGCGGUUGGCUGCGGAACGGAAGCAACUGAAAGUUGUAAAGCCUCCUCUCGAAAAACCGAAACCGAAAUUUGUCAUUCCGAAGAAAAAAGCGAAAGAAGAUUCGGUUGUUGAUAAGAGCAGAAUAGUAUUAUUUCUGAAGAAAAGGGAGGAAGAGAAGCGGAAAGCUUUAACUGAAAAAAAGAAGCAAAAAGAGGAGCUUAUAAAAUUAAGGUUGCAAAGUUAUGGUGGAAAGGCAAAUAAAAAGCUUGCUAAGCAGUUUGGUAGCACUGCAGUUGAACUACAACAAAAAUAUGGUAAUGAUCGCGAACACGAAGAACACUUGAAAAGGCAGCAAAUCAAAGAGAAGGAAGAAGUUGGUCGUCUCAACUGUAAGUUGCGUGGAACUGUUGUGAAGGCUUUGGAACGGAAGAAGGUAGUUGAGAAAAUAAGUGCAGAAUCUUGCGGAAAUGGUCCUUAUAGAGUCUACAUUAACAAAAAGAAUACUUUGAGACAUUUGACGAAGGAGGAUUCUCCGGGGCCUUCCACGUCUUGUGUCUUGGAAAGUAAAUCCAGAAAAAUUGAUGCGAACAUUGUGGUUAAACGUCGCUUACCUCCAUCAGAGUCAAAUUUCUUCUCCUUAAUGAAGAAAGCAGAAGCAAUCCGGAAUGGCGAAGCAUCCCCUAGCCCACCACCGCUUUCCACCCCACUUCUUUCAAAAAAAAGUGGGCUGCUUCGGCGAAACAUUAAGGAAAUUAAAUAUCACGAGGGCAAAUUAAAACCAGCAACUGAGACCAAUAAGAAAACUUUUGCUGCACAACGGAGUUCUAAUGCUACAAAAAAGAUGAGUGAUAUUCAAACUAGUCAUGACGAAGAACAGAAAAUGCGAUCUUCUGCAUCUUCUUUUAAAUCCCCAUCACGGCGGUAUCUUCCAGGAGAUAUCAGAUAUCAAAGACUUCCUCCAGAGCGAUCUCAGGCAGCUGUCAGGGCAGGUGGUAAUCCAGCUAGUUUACCAAAAACUAAUGUGAAAGGAUCUAAUACUAAGGAUUCACAUGCAAGGCUGCGUCGACUAGGAGAAAAUGAUGAUUUGGUUGAGGAUAUUGAUGAUGAAGAGUAUGAUAGUGACAUGGAUGACUUCAUUGAUGAUAGCGAAUUUGAUGAACAUCUGAAACGCGGCGAUUUGGAAGAAACAUUGCGAUUAAUAAAUCCACGCUAUGACAAAAAUCGUUGGAAGUUAAGGGAGAGGAUGAUUGACGAUCGUCACAUGGAAGCAAGUUAUCGCGAUAUUGCUCGUGAGGAGAAGCGAAGUUCAAGAAUAGGUCUAAUUGAAGACAUUCGAGAAGCUCACUGCGGUAAAAGUGUUGCGUUAUGA
Brugia malayi is the source of this 1461-nucleotide messenger RNA. RefSeq lists its product as uncharacterized. Bases 1 to 1461 code for a protein of 486 amino acids. The record is from RefSeq and is a predicted model, not a curated record. The transcript has 10 exons. NCBI's taxonomy places the organism in Eukaryota, Metazoa, Nematoda, Chromadorea, Rhabditida, Onchocercidae.